AUGAACAGGGAUAAUCUUAGCAUGGUUAAAAAUCCUUUUAUGUUUCUGUUUUGGUCGAUCAAGGACCAACAUAACUAUAAGUUUUUUCUUAAAAUAAUUAGUAAAUUUGAAAAAAAAGAUCUACAAAUAUUGAAAUUAAAUGAUAUUGAAAAAUGGUCUUGGGUCAUUAACCAUUUUUCAGCUCAAGUAAAACUCCAAAACAUAAUUCCACAAGUAAAUCUAGAAGAAUUACUAGAUUAUAAUAAUCCAUUGGCUUCAUCAAUAAUCUACACUUCAGAAUAA
Messenger RNA from Entrophospora sp. SA101, 282 nucleotides. Lineage: Eukaryota; Fungi; Glomeromycota; Glomeromycetes; Entrophosporales; Entrophosporaceae. The record is from the annotation of a GenBank genome assembly.